AGCUUUGCGGCUCAAUUUUGCCUCUUUCAUUGAAAUGUAUGGCGUUCAAAUGGGUGGUUGCUUUAGUCGGUUUUCUUGUUCUUGCACUUCUGCAUCGCCAACUUAUUUCUUCGGACUGGUGGGUGAGGUGCAGAAUCCACACCAGCCCGGAAUUGGCUACGUAUCCUGCGCGCAGUACACCUACUGGAGUCGGUUGGAACGUUGAAGGUUGGGAUCGAACGUAUCGGUGCUUUGAAAAGGAAAUCUCAUUAGUUGUGGGUAUCCAUGGUGUCCAUGCUUCGGCGGGCCUGACGCAGCAGAACAUUGGGUUGUUGCACGGUUUUGCUGCAGCGUACCUGCUUGGAGCUGUUGCCAUCGUUGAGCCUUUGCUGAUCACGGCUUCAGGUUCACAAGUUUCCUUGCAGCACUAUUACAACACCGCAACCAUUGCCAAUGGCCUCAGCCAAUUGAAUAUGACGUUUAUUCCAAGUAGACCUCCCAGCGCGAAAGUUGUCACUUUGAAGCAGGAUCCUGAAAUGAGAGGAGACCGCAUGCAAUCAAUUUGUUCCAAAGUUCGCGCGCUUACGCAAGAGACAAAUAUCACGAGUGUUUUUGUCGACCUGGGAGUGGGGCCAGGUUUUCUGAGGGUGGAGGCAUGGAACUUGGGGUUGGCGUCGUUCAUCGGCCAGCAUUUAGAAUAUAGGCAGGACUUCAAGAUGGCAGCGCAAAAGAUAUCCGACAGUUUGCAGCACACGUUCAACGGGUUUCAUCUACCUUCGUCAAAGGAAGCUUGGCCGAUUUCGCAAUCGCAAGAAAUGGUUUCACGAUUACAACAGCUGGAGUUCUCCUUCAACACAACGAUCUUUGUUGCGGCAGAGGCGCUGGACAAAGUUGCCAGAUUGGGCGGCGACUUCCCAUAUCGCGCAGUGACGAUUGCAAAUUUUUCCGAACACCUGAGCGCCUUGGGUUUGUCGUCGCCACAUGUAUUUGGGCCCAUUAACCAACUGGUUUUGGAGAAGGCAACAAAGUUCACAGGUUACAGUAUGUCCUUCUUCAGCAACGCCAUUGCAUGGCAACGAUGGCUUCGCAAAGGCUUGUGUGACAAGGCUCUUGAUUCAAACACUUUUUUUGACAAUAGGAGUGGACCAAUGUUCUUCUGGAGGGGAGAUUGGCCAUUUCGGCGGUGGCGGGACGAGAAGGAUGUACAUCGUCAAGCAGCUUUGCCGAAAAGAAUUGAGAGUCAGACUUGUCGCUUCGUGUUUUUUGCUGGAAUUGAAGGCACAGGCCAUCAUGUAUGGCACAGUCUUUGGAAAAAACUCGGGCCCUCUGCGGCUAGCUCAAUUCCACUGACCUAUGCUUUGUACGACCAUUGGAACAUGACUGGUUUCUUCAACACUUUUGACGGAGAAGUUCGGGCGCGGUCAGCUGAGAGCAUCAAGCAACUGAUGAUCAGCAUCAGCCAGAACCAUAGCACUCCUAAUGAUGUGACAAUGAUUGCACUCAAUGUUGGGUAUCGUGAUCAGGAACUUACAGGAAUGAUGUCGUAUCCCAAUUUCAUGGGUCAGGACAGGGCAAUUCAAAACCCAGACGUUCACGCGUUGGCCAAUUUGGCUGAAGCUGCUGGGGUUGAUUUGCGCAUUGCGCUGAUGCUGCGACAUCCUGCUAGCACUGUUCGAAGUGGUCUUCGUCGAAACUUUGAGCCAGAUUGGCUGCACGCCGUGAAAACGUACACUUUAACUCUGGCCCUAUUGACCGCGCAGCUAAAUUUGAUCGAUCCUUCGUUUAUAGCUUGCUGGGACUACGAAACCCCAACUGCAGGACUCAGUGAUCUUCUGUCUUCUAUCGGUGCACGACAACACCCUACGGAUUUUGACAAAGUUAUGGACAAGGAGUUUCACGCCGAUUCGUCAGAGAAAGACAGCACGGACACGCGCAAAGUGCGCGAAGCUUUGCAGACAGCAGUGGGGAUUUACAAUGAACUUCGUGACAGAUGGUGCGUUCCACGUUUGAUGCGCAUUAGACAUUGAUGAUUCAAAGUUGCAAGAUGUGGGAA
Messenger RNA from Durusdinium trenchii, 2032 nucleotides. NCBI's taxonomy places the organism in Eukaryota, Dinophyceae, Suessiales, Symbiodiniaceae. The record is from the annotation of a GenBank genome assembly.